Molecule: messenger RNA, 4156 nt
Organism: Brienomyrus brachyistius
Lineage: Eukaryota; Metazoa; Chordata; Actinopteri; Osteoglossiformes; Mormyridae
Exons: 11
Coding region: 543-2141 (532 amino acids)
Biological process (GO): protein palmitoylation
Cellular component (GO): Golgi membrane
Molecular function (GO): palmitoyltransferase activity; protein binding
Source: RefSeq, a predicted model, not a curated record
AUAUCGCGGAGAACUUUUGGCCAGAUGCUGUUUGCGAAACUAACAGCCACCUAGAUGCAUGGAAAUUCAAGCCUUUAAUGAGCACAACAAAUUAAUUCAGCAGCUCGGAGAACUUCUCUUUCACUUUAUAGACGGGAAACGAGCACUUUAGGGUGAUGGUGUUUCAUAAUGAAUUGACGGGCGCCCCUUAUUAUUAUUGUCCCAGUUGUAAUCCAGCAGAGCGGCAUCCAGCAGACCUCCGGCGUGCUCCUGCAUUUUUUUGGGAAUUCGGCAGGGAAUAAGCCAGUUUCCCUUGUAAAGGACAGGCGCUGUGUGCCGCGGUCCCACACAGGCACCGCACAGCGAAAGGCGCCGGCGUCUUUGGAGCGGUUCGGGCUGCUCGCCCUUCGAUAAAGGGCGGACCGGGUGUUACAUCCUGCGCGCUAGAUGGUGCGGAUAACGGGACGCCUUGCUGACAUGGGCGAUCGGGAGGAGCACGUCUCUCAGCCCGAAAUAUGAGUCGCUGGUUGUAGAAACGGAAAAGUAUUUUGGAGUUAGAUGCCAUGGGUCCUGCUCCGCGUCCCCCGUCGCUGCCUCUCCCGGGUCAGUAUGCGGACGUCAAGCCGAACCGACGCUGCUUUCAACCGCAGACUCAGAGUAAAGGAGACAUUUUCCAUGCUGCCAAAUUUGGCCUUCUGGAGGAAUGUAAGCGUAUCGUCUCAGCUGAGGGGCCGGGGCUGCUGGACACGUACGACGAUUGGGGCCACUCGCCGGCUCACUAUGCCUGCCUGGCCGGCAGUGUGGAGGUCAUCAGCUUCUUCCUGGAAGCUGGUGCACCGGUGGAUCUCCCCAGCAAGGCGGAGUUGUCCCAGAGACCCAUUCACUGGGCCGCGGCAAACGGACACGAGGCUGUGGUGCACCUGCUGCUGGAGGCCGGCGUCCCCCCGAACGUGGAGGACCAGAGAGGCUGCACCCCGCUGAUCCUGGCCGCUCAGAACGGGCACACACCUCUCUGCUGCUACCUGAUAGUGAGCGGGGCCAAACCCAAUCUGUGUGAUGUGGAGGGGGACAACGCCCUGCACUGGGCAGCCUUCCAAGGACACCGGGAGCUGGUUCAGCUCUUGCUCUACUCAGGACUCGACCCCAAGCAGCCCGAUGACUUCGGCCAGACACCCCUGCACCUGGCUGUACUCAGUGCUGACAUGAAGACCGUGAAGCUGCUUUGUGAGCAGGAGGGUGUCUCUUUGGAGGUGGAGGACGGGAAUGGGAACACACCCCUGCAACUGUCGCGGGGACGCGAGCAUCGCGACAUAUCCGCCUACCUGGAGGGGGCGCUGUUGCAGGCGAGUCGGCGCAUCCCCUGCUUUGACUGGAGCGCCUUUGUGUUCGGCCCGCCUGGCAAAUCCAAAGGGCCUGUCCUGUUCCUGUAUGCUUGCCUGCUCCUAUGGGGAUACCCCACCUAUUUCUUCAAGAUUGCCUCUGUGUCCUUUAACAAGCUGUGGGAGUUCCACGUCACCUUCCUGCUCGCCAACAUACUCAUGUGGUUCCUCUUCCUAAAAGCUUCCCUGAUGGAUCCAGGGUUUCUUCCCAGAGACAGUGAGGAAUACGGGAAGGUCAUUAGACAGGCGGUGCUCUCCCAGGACUGGCAGAGGGACAGGAAUCUCUUGCUCCGCCUGUGUCACAGCUGCCACCUGGUGCGGCCACUACGGACCAAGCACUGCCGCGUCACCAACCGCUGCGUGGAGCACUUUGACCACUACUGUCCUUACGUCUACAACACCGUAGGGCGCAGGAACAGGGCUUACUUCUUCGGCUUCCUGAGCACCAUGAGUGUGAACUGCUUCCUGGGCCUGUACCUCUGUGUGGACUGGUUCUACACCAUGGGCCGCAACCUCUUCAUCGGCAUCGGCUUCAUUUUCAUGGCUGUGAUCGGGGUGAUAUCAGGCAUCAUGGCAGGCAUCUGUCUGUCCAUGGCGGUGCAGAACACCACCACCAACGAGAGGCUCAACCACCAGAGGUACAGCUACCUGCGGGAAGAGGGCGGCCGCAUCUUCACCCCCUUCGACCGCGGGCCCCUGCUCAACCUGCUCGAGUUCUUCCACCUGGUGCCCCCCCUGGGGGAGGACGAGCUUCUCGGGACGGACCAGUUCAUGGUGAUCUGACCGGUGCUGAAGUCGCGUCACGGAGGAGCAGACCCACCCGACAGGCUUCCCCGUGUGGGAGUCCCGUCUCUGAGCUACAGGAGGAAGAAGUGCCCAUGUGGGUUGACGUGGGAGCGAGUAGCUUGACCUGAUCUCCUGAAUUUUCCUGCAAGCCUUUUUUUGGGGUGGGGGGGGGUGUGGUUUUUUUGUAGUGAUCAAUGCUAUGCAAUACAUGAUACUUUAUGGUAUUAAUACCGAUGACACAUGGACAUAGACACUGGUGUGAUACCGACUGUCCCAGCAGAGAUGGCUGAGACAGUGUCUCCUAGCCAAUGUCCAGGAGGGUGAAUUUGGCCACACGGUCCUGACCCCCGUUACCUUCUGUGCCAGUGCCCCCCUUGUCUUCAAAGACAAAGGAGAUGCUGGCCAUCACUGAUUGGACGGGAACUAGAUCGUUUGUGUAUUUUUACACAUGUUGGACAAGCCAAGCCUUCAGUUAUUCUGCUUAUUUUUUAUGAUAUAUAUGCAGCCAGACCAUUUUUGUGGGUCUGUUCAAGGUCGCUGUGAUUUUGUGAGCUUCGUACUUCAGACUCGAGGUUUUCGUGUUUUUCGCUGGAGGCUCCACAUGUUGGCUCAGACACGUAGCGAUUACUGUCAGGCUCCGACGUCAUAAUGUGACUGUCAGUGGCGCUACACUGGAAUUAGCCCUGAAAUGUGAAACCUCGUGCGCAAACCAGACUGAAAGACCAGCCUGCAUUUCGUUGUGAGCCUUCACCUCGACCUCCAGAGUCUCUGAUUGUGAAGACCGACGUAUGCCACAAUAUCAGCAAUAAUUUGUAUCCGUUUACACGCGAGGGCAGCCCCACGUUAAGGAUGUUUUAUUAAAGCAAUUCAAGGUAGAAGGAUUUUAGUGGGACUUUGGUGACGGAAAGCCGUGGAUAAAAAGGGGGUUCUGUUGCUGUUUGGUCAAGCUGCAAACAGCCCUUUCAAAAGAUAGAACAUCUUUGGUGAUAUUUAUUAUGCACACUAUUUUAUUAAAUUUCUUAAGAAGAUGGAAAAGUGGAAAGAGUACGUGACUGUAAAAUUCUGUGUAACCCCUGGGCCUGUUUAGCCCUUUAAGGGCCGUCCUGACCAGAGGGGAACUGCGUCCAUCCGACAGCCAUGCAGUGCUGAAAGCACAGGGUCAUCUCAGGAAAGCUCACUAGAGAAUUUUAGCCACUUAGACUUUGCAUACCACAAUCAUUUUAUGGGUUAUAUCAACCUUCAUGCCGUAUCGCAGACAGCCUUUUUGACACUGUGGAAUCCCGUGUAAUUGGCGUGUUCUGUACUAUUUUGUAAGAGAGUCUCCAGUCUCUCGCCUAAGCUAUGCAGCGUGUCCAUGACUCGUGCGUGGAAAAAUGUGUGCACAUUAAUUAGCCCUCUACUGCUGUAUAUGUCCUGUACUUAAGUCUUCACCAAACUACCAAUGACAUAAUAAAAUGUUGAAAAUGUUCAGAAGCUCCUUUUGUAAGGGUGUCGAAGUGCUUAUGAUUAGAGGGCCAAUUGAUUAUGGCACAUUUUUGUGUUAUUGCGUCUUAAACUUACAACAAUACUGUAUGUAGCUUGUCGAAAAGCGUAUUGUAUUUGUCUGUAGUGUGGCGGAUUGCAAUUGUAUUAAACUGCCACAAGAUGUCGCUUGUAGGUCAAAACCGGCUCAGGGUAUCUUUAUCUAUAGGAAUAGCCUACAACAGACCGUUAACUGCAGUUUCCAUUAGCAUCACAUUUAGAAUUCCGAGACAAAUUAGCUAUAAUCAUGAGAACAGAACAAAAAACAGUAAAAAUCCCAUGAGCAGGAUUAACCAAGUUCUAAAUAAUUUGCAAUGAACCCAAAUGUAACAGUAUUGAGAUUUAUGCAACUAUUGACUAUAUCCAGACUCCGCUGUUAGAUGUCCGAACCGUACGAACUGCCUAUAUUUUCAUGCAUAUUUUAUUGUACUUUUCUUGUAUAUUGAUGUAUUUUAAAUAUUUAGUGCACCAAUAAAAACAAGAGAGCAUAA